AUGGGAAAAUUGCAACAAACAACAGGACAGACUGCAGCAAGCUGCCAGAAUAAAACCCGUGCAAAACCUAAAGGCAACGAAGUAUCAAGAGGUCAGAAAAAGAGCCGCGCUCUCAGACGCUCCGUCCUUCAUCCGCUCCGAGUCAAACCUCUUUCAUUCACACCCUCCGCCGUGUUCUUCGUCACUCCGUCCAACUGCCACGCCGUGUUCGUCGUCCACGUCGUCGUUCGCCGUCCAAUUGCUUUCGUCCACGUCGUCCGCCGUCCACGUCGUUCGCCGUCCACAUCGUCCAAGUCGUCCAAAGAAUUGCUCAGAGCAAUUGCAUCAAUUGCUCAGAGCAAAGAAUUGUCUGCUCUAUGUCAAAAGAUUAUCCAUUUGAUACCGAAAAGACAACUUCAAAGUGAAGGAAGUUGUGUUGAAAUCGAAGUCGCUUGUAACUAA
Vicia faba (fava bean) is the source of this 441-nucleotide messenger RNA. The record is from the annotation of a GenBank genome assembly. NCBI's taxonomy places the organism in Eukaryota, Viridiplantae, Streptophyta, Magnoliopsida, Fabales, Fabaceae.